AUGGACAUUGUCCAGCGGACUCAAAUCCGGGAAGGCCUAUCCAAGUCAAUCACUUCGAGACGGCGGGUCGCAACGGCCCCCUAUCGUCGCCUUCACUGUUCAGCGUGCCCUCGGACCUUUGUAAGACCUGAUCAUCUUCAACGUCAUGAGAGGACACAUACAAAUCAGAAGCCAUUUUCAUGCCCGGAAUGUCACCGCGCGUUUGCGCGCCGAGAUAUGGUGCUUCGCCAUGCAGCACAGGUUCAUCCCAUGCCUACAUCUGCGCACUCGGACAUGCCGGACGAUUGCUUUUCGUUUGAAGAAUCGACAGCGUGGCUGGAUUGUUUUGCACCACAAGAGAGGGAAGCCAGCCCGAGACAAGAGCCGAGCGGGACCACAGCGGCCCAAAGUUCACGAGAUCCAGACAUGCGCGAGACCCCGUCUGACGGUCACGGAGAAGACAGUUGCUCUCAAGCUGUUGACAUAUCUCCAGGCGGUGACGAUACUCGACACAGCGCACUGCCACCAGAUCCGUCUCCUACAACAAGCGAGCUACAACAUACAGAACGCUGGCUGAUAACCCCCUCACGGGACUACUGGGUUUCUAAAGAUAUCUCGGUCCAAAAGGCUGUAGAUCGACUAAUCACACCACCCAGGUCAAGUUCAGUAACGUCUACGUCUCCCGACCUCGCCGCCCUCGACCUCGAAAUGGACCAGUCUGAUAUGACGACGCGGCUGCUAUCAGGGAUCCACUUUUUGCCAGCUUUCGACGGCCUUCUCUCAGCAAUGUCCUUUGGGCCAACAGGAUGCCGGCCAUUUUCGCCGCCGUCGCCGUCGCCGAUGGUGUCGUUGAGUUCCAUGUUGAACAGGAGCAACAUCGACGCUCUCUUCAAUUCCUACAGACAGUAUUUCAAUCCCAAUUUGCCGCUUUUGCAUUUGCCAACACUCGAUCUUGACUCAGCAUCGAUCGAAGUCCCUCUGUCUCCUACAAUAGAGGAAUGGCCGACAUCUGCACUGCUGUCCGGUCGACGCCGCAUGCAACGGCCGCUGCUGUUGUCGACGCUCGCAUUGGGCGCCGCUUUUUGCGGCGAAGUCACCUUGGCUCGAGAGUUGUACCGGCAAACAAGCGCAGCACUUACAUCCUCCUUGAAAUCAGUCCGCAACCUGCCGGUGGAAUCGGCUCCCAUACAAAUCAUGCAAGCCCUCCUGCAACACCUUGUAUGUGGGACUUUUUUUGGAGAGACAGCUUUGAAUGAGACGACAAAGAGCGGCUGUGUCUCUUUGCUGGCGCUGAUCAAAGGCGCGGGCAUUGGCACGUCUUCACACGCCUUCCAACCUGUUGACUCGUCUCUCGAGAUAGGGCAGCACGUCAAAUGGCUGAUAUGGGUCCAUCAGGAAGAGCAAAAACGCCUCUUUUUCUCGACCCUGUGGUUGGUCAGUGCCUUCAAUAUGUAUUUCAAUGGUAUCUGUCGUCCAUCCUUGGCCGAUGUGGAAAUCAGUCUCCCGUGCAAGGAGGCAUUAUGGGAAGCCCCUGAUGCGCGAUCCUGGGCCGAGCUCCAACCGAACUCGUCGACGACGCCGUCACUUGUCGACGAGUUCAAGGCUCUUUUCGACCUAAAUACUCCAUCGCACUCUACGAGUCUCGAUGUUGACUUGGAGAACGAGACUAAUUUUCACGAGCAAGCUCUCGAAAUGCAACAGCAAGAUACCGUCGCUGAUAAGGGAAUCGGAGAAUUUGCCUGUUUGUUGCUGAUAUCGGUCCUGCAUGUCUGCGUCCUUGCACGGACUCAAAAUCAGCCGUCGCCGCUGGCAGAUGACGUGAUACCUAACGAUGUCCCAUCUCUCAAAUCCGCAGUCAGACGGUGGCAGCGACUGUGGUUGAGUUUUCCUCGACAGCCUUCCUUCGGAACCAGAUAUCGCUUACUGAUGAGCUGCCUUCCCAUGCUCGAUCACAUCAAUCUAUCCUUUAAACUCGACGAUCGGGCCAUGAAAGAAGCUAUCCAUCGACGAGACCUGACCUCAGUGAAGCUCGUGCCCUUGUCGGAUAGCCCGGGCCACACCGCCCGGACUGCCGGAACGUCAGUAGACCACGAACAGUACCUCUGGAAUGCAUCAGAGACAUUGGAGCAGGAGAUUUUGUGGCAUGAGAUAACCUUAUAUGCCAGCCAUGCGUUGGAAGCCACAUUUCGACUUGCACCCUGGUGGACAUCUCCUUCAGAAGCUUCUCAUAUGCCCCUCCAUUCGGCGAUGAAUGUAUUCCACUGUUUACAAGUUUUCGCCUCGUGGGCAUCAGGGUUCCAAAGAGAAACACAAGCAUAUGACUCUUUCCGCCAAGGUGACCUGUGGUCCGAAGAAUUUUGGACCAUCAUCCAAGCUUGCCGUCGUUUGAUUCGCAAGUGUCGGAGUAAUAUGGGCUUGACUGGAUCUUGUGCGGCCAUCGAAGCCCCGGUCAAAGGUUUUCGAGGUGCCGCCGAAAUAGUCUUGACGCUGCUGCAAGUAUAUUCCCGCCUCCUGUCGGAGUAUUCAUCGGUGUGGCCAGUCCUGAACAACUUGUCGGAAUGCCUGCAAUAUCGAGUGGCAGUCAUGAGUAAACAGAUCGAGGAUAUGGCAUCUGGGCAACAAUCGACCUUCCCAUAA
Molecule: messenger RNA, 2616 nt
Organism: Fonsecaea pedrosoi CBS 271.37
Lineage: Eukaryota; Fungi; Ascomycota; Eurotiomycetes; Chaetothyriales; Herpotrichiellaceae
Exons: 2
Coding region: 1-2616 (871 amino acids)
Biological process (GO): DNA-templated transcription; regulation of transcription by RNA polymerase II
Cellular component (GO): chromatin
Molecular function (GO): DNA-binding transcription factor activity, RNA polymerase II-specific; zinc ion binding; RNA polymerase II cis-regulatory region sequence-specific DNA binding
Source: RefSeq, a predicted model, not a curated record